Molecule: messenger RNA, 2235 nt
Organism: Cotesia congregata
Lineage: Eukaryota; Metazoa; Arthropoda; Insecta; Hymenoptera; Braconidae
Source: the annotation of a GenBank genome assembly
AUGGAUAGCUCUGAAUAUGAAUUAGUCCGCAACCUUACACUAUUGUUUUUCUUUGAACGUCUUAUGGAUAAAGGUGGUCCACGAACAUUGCACGAUCUCAGUUGUCAAUUUGGAGCCAAAGGUUUCACUAAAGAAAUGCGUCAAAUAGCUGGAGGCUCACAAAGUGGACUACGUAAAUUUUUAGCUCAAUAUCCGACUCUUUUUGUCAUCAACGGUGAUUAUGUGACUGUAAAUACAUUCGAGCCAACUUUAGAACACGACGCUGGAAUAAAAAAAAUAAAUAAACGUGACUAUGCAAAGGAAGCUGUUGAAUAUUUUACUAAUAAACUUGUGCAAUAUGGAGUUGGAGCAGAAGUGCCUAUUAAAAGCUUACUGGGUCAUAGAUCACAAGCGUCACCUGAAGUGAGACACAUUUCUGGUCAACAUUAUCGCGAAUUUCGUGAUUUUCUUCUUAAAUAUUCAGAUGAUUUUAUUGUAUGUGAUGAAAAUGUUAAACUUAAACAAUUUGAAGGCAUGGAAGGAGUUCCUUUUAAAGAAUUAGAACCGGAAGUUCCUGUUGACCAAGAAAUGACUUCAAAGUUACUGGAUUUUUUCUGUCAAACUAUUAAACAAAAAGGCCCGCUUCUUGUAGAACAACUUUUAACUCUAACAGCAGAUAAACUGCCAGCUAAAAUGUGGACAAAUAUGUUUACAACUCCGCAAGAUUUGACCACGUUUUUGAGAAUGUUUCCGGAUGCUUUCAACGUACAAAAACAAGUUGUUUGCUUGCAAGAUAAAGUCAAAUUACCGAUGGAUAUCCAUAAAAAAACUGAACCCACACCAGCAGCUCCUAAGGAAAAUUUAAACGCAGAGAGCUUUGCAACUCACCAGAAUUCACAUAUUGUUAAAGCGUUUAGCAAUGAACAUAUUCCGCAGUCAGAUCAAAAUUCACAAAUCAAUCGAAGUAGCGACACAGAGAGUGCUAUUGACAGUCUUUCGUCAAUUGAAUCGAAUCCUCAUACAUCACCAGUUAAUUUACAACAACAAACUCUCAAGCAGAGAAUUAAUACUCUUGUUAUGAAAACUCUAGCAGCUAAUACUGAAAAAGAUCGGAAUUUGCAUAACCCCCAGGUUGGUGAAGCAUGGAAAGUUAAAAUUUUGCAGAAAACUAAAAUUAUUGUUAAUGUAAGAGAAUGUGUCCGUAUUGUUGAUGAAAUUUUAAAUUCUCCACGAUUGUCACCAGACGAAAAAAUAGCUGUUUCUCUUGAUUGCGAAGGUAUUAAUGUUGGUUCAAAGGGUCAGCUUACACUCAUACAAAUUGGAACAAUGGAAGGAAAUGUUUUUAUUUUUGAUUUAUUUACAUCACCGAAUCUUAUCGGUGCAUUGCGAAAACUUUUAGAAGAUCCUUCAGUGAUUAAAGUAAUUCAUGACUGUAGAAAUGACAGUGUCAAUUUAUAUAAUCAAUUUGGGAUUACUCUAAAAAAUGUGUUCGAUACGCAGGCAGCACAUGCAGUCAUUCAAUUUCAAGAGACAGGAAAACCUGUAGAUAAAGUGAAAAAUGUCAAUUUUAAUACACUUUGCGAUUUAUAUGGAGCGCCAUGUAAUUUGUUGAAAAAUCAAUUGAAGUACAUCUAUCGUAAAGAUCAAAAAUAUUGGUUGCGUCGCCCCAUGUCUCGUGAUAUGCUCAUUUAUGCCACCAGUGAUGUUCUUGGACUUGUGCCUCAAGCCUUCACAGCAAUGUCGAAACGUAUAAAUCCAGAUAUGCAAACGCUUUUUAAUAAUUUAUGUGAAGAGCAAAUACUGACACACAUAUCUCCUGUUGAAAUAAAAGCUCGCAAAAGGCAACGAAAAAUAGAAACAGAAGUAAUAGAUCUUCGUAAAAAAAUGGAUGAAGCUACUGAAAAAAAUAUUGUAUUAAGUAACCGAGAAAUAAGGCUUCUUCAUUGCCCGUCGAUAAGAUUAAAUCCGCUAACUAUUACAGAGUCUAUGCAAAUGGUUGAUGAAAUUUUAUCAGAUGAAAAUAUGGAUAGAUUUGAAAAAAUAGAAAAAUUGGAGAAUAUUCUUUCAUCUGUAACAAAUUUUACUUCUGACAAAUUAUCUUCUAAAAUUAUGUAUCCUGAAUCUGAAAAAUGUACAUGUUUGUGCCAUGAUAAUUCUAAUCAACAGCCACGAGAAGAGAGCCCUAAUGCAACGGAUGUAGCAUGUCAAACCUUAAGCACUGGUGAUAUUGUUAUUACCAGCUGUUAUUUUUUAUAA